AUGCCAACUUCGGAGAUCCAGCCUGGCCACUUCCUUGCGCGCUCGCCUGCGCCUGCAUGCGAUGCGAGUGAGUGUGGGCAGACUGUUCAGGACAGCUCUUCGGGCAGUGCCAGGGAGAUUCUUGCUGGCUUGAGCCGCAUGAUGCCCAAGGCUGCUUAUACCCCAUCAACCCCCGAGAGCCGACCUGAUACCUCGACGUUGGCGGCAGCUGACUUCGAUGUUGAUGUUCGCUCUGGUUUUCUGCCUCCGGAGCCGCCUCUGGAGCGUCUUCCGGGUCCCUCAUAUGACGUGCAGCACACUACGUACGACUCAGCGGAGCCUUCCCUGUGGGAGUCCAUGUUUGACUGGGCCAAGUCGAUUCCGCUUGAAGUGGGAGCCAAAUACACGGACAACUCGCGCGCAGAGGAGGCACGUCGCUGGCGCCGUGCGGUCCGCGCCAUGCCUGUAGUUCCGCUUAGCGACCAGGAACUUGGCCAUAUCCGGACAGCCCGUCGUGCCUGUCUUGUUUUGGCUUUCUUGUCGCACCUGUAUAUGCAUGCCCAGCCUGACGUGGGCCAAUACGAAGCAGACGUGGACAAAGCAGCCGCGAUUGCAGCUGAAGCGGCCCCCGCGCCCAAGGCUUGGUAUGACUUUUGGUCGACCGAAGACGCCGAGGCCUCUGCGGAAGCCCGCGGCGAGUACGUCGGGCGCCUUCCUGGCUGUCUUGCAACCCCACUCCAGAUUGUCAGUGAGCAUCUGGGCCUACCCCCCGUGCUCACCUAUGCUACCACCGUCCUGUGGAACUGGACGCUUAAGGACCCCUCGGCUGGCCUCGUUGCCGACAACAUGCAAAUCAAGGAGACUUUCACAGCGACCUCGUCUGAAGCUCACUUUUACUUGAUCUCGCUCUUAAUUGAGUUACAGGGUGUGGAAGCCUUGACGCUGAUGCGUAUCUCGCUCAAUGAAGCCUUUGCAGUGGACGAGCUCGCAGAGAAGCGCAUUGCCUGCUACCUAGAAGAGCUGGCUGGUAUCAUUCGCAAGCUGACCAAACUCCUGGGCGAGAUGUACCCCGGAUGUGAUCCCAAUGCAUUCUACUGGCAAAUCCGCCCUUGGUUCCGGGCGGGCGAUGCUACCUACAGCAUGCAAGAGUCGAACCGUGGGACAGGCUGGUUCCUGGAAAGCCAAGCCUCGGAGCCCGAACACUCGAUGUGGACUGGUCCGAGUGCUGGCCAAAGCACGCUUAUCCAUGCUCUUGAUCUUUUCUUGGACGUGGAUCACGCACGCACCAAGCGGCCUAAAGACGGAGAGGCUGCGCCGGAUACCCGCCCCGCAUCCGAUGCAACCUUUAUGGAGCGCAUGCAGAUGUACAUGCCGCUGUAUCACCGUGCUUUCUUGCGCCACCUCCAGCAUGGCAUUAGCACCGAGCCUGCGGUGGGCCCUCCCCGGGAGGGUGCGGAGCCAGAAUCCUCGGACCACCCGAUUCGUGCGCUGGUUCUUCGGUGCCGUUGGGCGGGUGAAGACCACCCCUUGGUCAAGGCGUACGACGAGGCGCUUCGUGCGCUUCGUUCGUUGCGUGACGAGCACAUGCGUAUUGCGAUGCAAUACAUCGUCAAGCCUGCUCGUGCAGGUCCCCCUAACGCCAAGCGUUCUGCGGCGCCCAAAGAUGGCGAGAUCCGCGGCACAGGCGGUACGGCACUAGUCUCUUUCCUGAGCGAUUGCCGCAAAAAUACGACAGACGCCAUGGUCGAGCGUAUGCGUCGUGCGUAA
Messenger RNA from Malassezia japonica, 1746 nucleotides. RefSeq lists its product as uncharacterized. Lineage: Eukaryota; Fungi; Basidiomycota; Malasseziomycetes; Malasseziales; Malasseziaceae. Bases 1 to 1746 code for a protein of 581 amino acids. Gene Ontology annotation, cellular component: cytoplasm. The transcript has a single exon. Gene Ontology annotation, molecular function: indoleamine 2,3-dioxygenase activity; metal ion binding; heme binding. The record is from RefSeq and is a predicted model, not a curated record. Gene Ontology annotation, biological process: 'de novo' NAD+ biosynthetic process from L-tryptophan.